Messenger RNA from Drosophila suzukii, 579 nucleotides. The record is from RefSeq and is a predicted model, not a curated record. NCBI's taxonomy places the organism in Eukaryota, Metazoa, Arthropoda, Insecta, Diptera, Drosophilidae.
AUUAUAAAUAAAAUGGAAUUGCCUGGGAUCUUAAAGACCUCCCUAGGGAUAUUUCCAAAUUUAUCUCAGUGCAUGGGCUUGGGUUUCGGGUGGGUCCGGAGCCUUUUGUUGUGGUUGUGUGGUGGCGGCCUUGGGAAUGUGCAGUUGCUGGCUGAUUUAUAUUCGCCCCGGAGUGCCACAAAUCAAAGUCGAGCUGCUGCCCCUGCUGCUGCUGACUCAUUGGAGUGGCUCCUGGUUUGCUGGGGCGACCUGUUGCAUGCCCCACUCCUGGAACCGUGGCGGUGGCACACCGCCGCAGAACCACCAGAACCACCAAUCGCACCACCGGCAGCACCACUUCUAAGUGUUCUGACCUUGCUGGCGGAAUCCAUAUCCGAAAAGUGAAUUGUCGCCGACGCUUUGAAUAAAUUGCUAAACGAUUUGGCAAGCGCCAAAACUUAAUGGCCAAAAAGGAUUUCGCCUCGGCGAGCAUAAAUUUGCUGGCCAAAAUCAAUGACGAGGCGCACUCUGAUUGCAUUUAUUGGCCAACUAUAGAUUUAAGGUGUUCAAUGGAUCCGGAGGAUACCUACACCGAUUUAA